AUGCCGGAAGUAGUCGACGAAUUUUUCACAGCACGCAAUCUCUUGUACCUGGGCGCAUACGCGCAAUCGCUCAGCACGCUGGCGUCUCUGACGCGGCUCUCCCCGGACGCGCAAGUGGAGCGCGACAGCCUGCACUUGCCCGCCUCAACUACUUCGCCGGUGCUGCAAGCGGUGCGGCAGCUGGCGCAGCAGCACGCCAAUGGGCAGGCAGACCAUUCGAUAGUGCUUCGGCUGGCGGAGGAUCCGGCAGUGGCCAGUUCGGCGGUGUUUGCGGCGGUGGGUGCGCAGGUGCUGGCGAAUGCUGGGCAGUAUAGUGAGGCGCUGCGUCUGCUGGCGGGGCACCCGAAGAACCUGGAGUGCGUGUGCGUGAUGGUCAGUGUGUAUCUGCGGAUUAACCGGGCGGAUCUGGCGCAGAAGUUGGUGGAGCGCCUGGCAGAGGCGUGGGUGGGCGUGGUCAGGGGAGGGGCGCGCGAGGCCGGAUAUGUGUUUGAGGAGCUGGCGCAGGCGCAGGCGGCGGCCAAUGUCAGGCUGCUGGGAGCGCAGGCGGUGGCCAAGCUGCAGAUGGCGGAGUAUCCAGAGGCGCGCGGGUUGCUGGAGGAGGCGACCGAGCGCGAUCCCAGGGACGCCGAGACGCUAGCGAACCGGCUGGUGCUGGAGACGCUUGCAGGCGGUGCGGCGGACCAGCGCGCACGGCUGCUGGGGCAGCUGAAGGCAGCCAGUCCCGAGCACGCUUUUGUCAAGGACCUGGCGGCCAAGGAGGCCGAGUUUGACCGGCUGGCAGCGGAGCUCGGCAAGUAGUGUGGAUUAGAAAAUAAAUUGGUUGUUUUU
Molecule: messenger RNA, 828 nt
Organism: Linderina pennispora
Lineage: Eukaryota; Fungi; Kickxellomycota; Kickxellomycetes; Kickxellales; Kickxellaceae
Exons: 4
Coding region: 1-798 (265 amino acids)
Biological process (GO): intra-Golgi vesicle-mediated transport; retrograde vesicle-mediated transport, Golgi to endoplasmic reticulum; endoplasmic reticulum to Golgi vesicle-mediated transport
Cellular component (GO): COPI vesicle coat
Molecular function (GO): protein binding; structural molecule activity
Source: RefSeq, a predicted model, not a curated record